AUGUAUGCCACACUCUCACACACCGAGACUUUAUAUGUUUUGUCUGACAACAUGAACUGCAUCCUCCUCAUCCUCCUCGUGGGCUUUCAAGGCAUUGACUCCAUCACCACUGUGAAAAGGGUAGAAGUGAAAGAGGGACAGACCCUCAUCAUCCCCUGUCUUUAUGAGGCAGAACAAAAAGGAUACACCAAGCUCUUCGCACAUUAUGGGUAUUCUCCUCAUUGGCCUAUUGUAGUGGACACAAAUGGUAAUGCAUCAUCAGACAGAUUUUCAAUUUCAGAUGAUCCCAUCCAGAAUGUCUUCACUGUGACAAUGCAAAACAUGAAAAGGACCGAUACAGGCAGAUAUAGAUGUGGAUAUGAGGGGCAUGUAUACCCUGAAGCCGAAGUCUACAUAUCAGUCACAGGUAUGUGGGGGGGGAGUGUGGUCAUCAAUUGCAACUACAACAGAGGAUAUCUGCAGCUGAAGAAGUGGUGCAGGAUCGGUGGCAAGUGUGCUGGUUCAAACUACAACGACAUCAGGGGACUGUCAGUGGAGUUGAGUGGUAGUGGAUAUGAUGCCAGUACAGGGGUGUUAAAGGUGACUCUAAAAGAUCUUCAAGAGAGUCACUCAGGCUGGUACUACUGUUCUGUGGGAGAUCUACAGAUGCCUGUACACGUUACUGUCAUACAGAACACAACUACACUGGAAACAUCAACCAUGCCUUCAAUCAACACUUUUGAGACAGCCUACACAGUUGAUGCUGUGCCCUCCACCUCAUCUGCAAACCAGACCCAUCCUCAGACGGCCUCCAACCUGCCUCAUCUGUUACGUCCGUUGGGGCUGUUGCUGUUGGUGAUCAUCUGUGGAUCUGUUACGCUGGCAAUCCGCCUGAGGAAACGCAAGCAUACAGGUCCAGGGGUGCAAACAGACACAAGAGACAGAAGUGAUGGACAUAUGGUUGCCAGAGAGGACUCGGAGGAGGCUUCUUACACCAAUAUCCCCAUGACCACUAUGCAGGCAGAUGGCGGAAAAGAUGGUGUUUCUCCAGCACUGGAAGAGCACGCAGCAGAUGCCUAAGAAAGGCUAAAUUUAUGGGUUUGGGGCCAUCUCUUUUCUGUGAGCAACACACACAUAAAGAAAGAAACGAGCAGAUCAUAUCAUUUUCAAUAGUGCUUGCCAGCUCUGAGCAAUACAUUUGAUUUUGUCUUUUUUCAUCAUUAUUUGUAUCAUGGAAUCUUGAAUGCUUUACAUACAAUAUAUUCAUUGUUAGAUUUGAGUUGAUUUGAAAAUGUUUUAUUUUGUUUUGUGUUAUGGAUAUGCUCAAUUGUAGACUUUGGCAUUGGAUAUGUGCUGGAAAAGAGGUCACAUCUGAUGUUAUAGUUCCCCUUUAGAUGGCAGCAAAACCUCAGUGAUGUGCAGACACACAUAAGGACAUCAUGUUUUAAGCUUCCUUGCUGGCAAUACUGUAAAUACAACUUGACAUUUUUGGAAGAUAGAUUAUUUUUUUGCUAUAAUGAAAACUAUAGUUGCUGUGUAAAACCUUUAGGGAAUUUUUGCUUGUGAAGUUUAUGUUAAAUAAAUGACAGAAACAAUAAAAAACACAAAUAAAAACUGAGGCAUCACUGCACAAAUAUUUGA
Molecule: messenger RNA, 1620 nt
Organism: Engraulis encrasicolus (European anchovy)
Lineage: Eukaryota; Metazoa; Chordata; Actinopteri; Clupeiformes; Engraulidae
Exons: 8
Coding region: 1-1059 (352 amino acids)
Cellular component (GO): plasma membrane
Molecular function (GO): transmembrane signaling receptor activity
Source: RefSeq, a predicted model, not a curated record